CUCCCCGCCCCUCGUGCUCAAUGCGGAAGUACAGGCGCGAGCUUGUCACUCUGUCGCGAGCGAAGCACACGGAGCGCGAGGGGUGCAAAGGGGUAAAUGCGGUCUUGUGACAGCGGCUGCUUCAAAUAAGGGCGAAUGGAGUCUUAGUUACAAACGCAGAUAUGGAUGAAAUAAGUCAAUCUCCUGAUUACAACUGGUUCCGAAGCACAGUUCCUCUCAAACGAAUCGUUGUGGAUGACGAUGACAGUAAGGUAUGGUCGCUGUACGAUGCUGGUCCCAAGAACAUUCGCUGCCCCGUCGUCUUACUUCCGCCCGUCAGCGGAACGGCCGAUAUCUUCUUCCAGCAGGUUCUGGCCCUGACCGGCUGGGGCUACAGAGUUAUCGCGCUCCAGUAUCCAAUUUACUGGGAUCUACUGGAAUUCUGUGAUGGAUUCAGGAAGCUUCUCGAUCAUUUACAGCUGGACAAGAUACAUCUGUUUGGAGCGUCCCUAGGUGGUUUCCUGGCUCAGAAAUUUGCAGAAUAUACUCACAAAUCCCCCCGAGUGCACUCCCUCAUCCUCUGCAACUCCUUCAGUGAUACUUCCAUCUUUAAUCAGACUUGGAUGGCAAACAGUUUUUGGUUGAUGCCGGCCUUCAUGUUGAAGAAGAUUGUCCUUGGAAACUUUGGGAGUGGACCUGUAGAUCCGGAAAUCGCCGAUGCCAUAGACUUCAUGGUAGAUCGGCUGGAGGGCCUGAAACAGAGUGAACUGGCCUCGCGACUGACCCUGAAUUGCCAGAAUUCCUACGUGGAGCCUCAUAAACUGAGGGACGUCACGGUGACCAUAAUAGAUGUCUUCGAUCAGAGCGCGCUCUCCCAAGAGGCUAAGGAGGAGAUGUACAAGUUGUACCCAGAUGCAAAACGAGCUCACCUCAAAACGGGCGGGAACUUCCCUUACCUUUCGCGGAGUGCGGAGGUCAAUCUCCAUAUCCAGAUUCAUAUGCGGCAGUUCCACGAGACGAGGUACGCAGCUCUCGGCCUGGCCUUGGUGAGCACAGACGAGGUGCAGCCGCAAGCUCCCGGCCCUAACAGGACCGGCCAGUGAAAAGAGGACCGGUGACACUCCGUCCCCAUUCCGUGGCUGGGACUGGCUCACUGCGCUAUCAGGAAAGCUACUACGGUCUGAAUGCUGUUCAUAGUGGCCUCUACUGGUCUGUAAACUCAGAGCCAUCAGGGAGGUGUUCCACAAAGCAGGAUGUCUCAGUUAGCUGGGUUACCUUAAGCUAGAAAUCAUGAUCGUCCAAUAGGAAUGCUUCUUACCUAAACUCUUAUUAUACGGUCGUCCCUUCAUGAAGUUAACCCAGGUAACUGAGAAAUCCUGCAUGGUGGAGGACCCGCCUGGCCUGGUUUUCGAAUCCUUUCUACUUCAAGAUACUGUUUGUGACCAUUCAAUAGCAUAAUGACAUGUGAAAAGGCAUUCUGCUGCUUUGCCGAAAUCUAUUUUUGUAAGCACUGCUACUGUAUAUAACCGUAAAUUGCCUAAAAGCCUUUGUUUUAAGAGACUUUUCUAUUUUUUCUAUGUGAAUUCUCUAAAGACUCUUUUGACUUGUUUAUGUUUAAAUGCUGUCGUUUUAUUGAGCGAAUGAGGACUGUUUCAGUGUCAGGAAAACACUUACAGAAAACACUGUUUCUGGAGCUAAUAUUUAAUUUCCCUAUAAAAUAAAACAUGCUUCAUUGCAGAUCGCUUGUGAUUAGUUAUAUUAAAGUAACCUCUG
Molecule: messenger RNA, 1752 nt
Organism: Paramormyrops kingsleyae
Lineage: Eukaryota; Metazoa; Chordata; Actinopteri; Osteoglossiformes; Mormyridae
Product: maspardin-like
Cellular component (GO): trans-Golgi network transport vesicle; cytosol
Molecular function (GO): CD4 receptor binding
Source: RefSeq, a predicted model, not a curated record